ACUUCGCCUCCUCUCCAGUCCAGUCUUCACAUUGACGACCACGGUGGUGGUUCAUACCCGUUCACAUCAGUCCAGGACCCGUCUCAAGGCUCAGAGAUGAGACUCGGCUGGUUUCUGUUGUUUUUCUGUCCUCUGCUUCUUCUCCCUGUAACAGUCAGUGAAGAGCAGCGAGUCCCUGGAGAUAAACUUCUGGUCGUGACAGUUGCAACCAAAGAGACAGAUGGCUUCAGGCGUUUCUUGAGGUCGGCCAAACACUUCAACUACACCGUCAAGGUUCUUGGUCAGGGUGAGACAUGGAGAGGAGGCGACUACAUGUCGGCUCCAGGAGGAGGUCAGAAGGUGCGACUCCUCAAAGCGGCUCUGGGAGAAAUGAAGGAUGAGGACAAAGUCAUCCUUUUUAUUGACAGCUAUGAUGUGGUCUUUGCCUCGGGGCCCAAAGAGCUGCUCAAGAAGUUCCAGCAGGCCAAACACAAGGUGGUGUUCUCCUCUGAGAGUCUGAUCUGGCCCGACAGACACCUGGAGGACAAACACCCCCACGUCAGAGAGGGCAACAGGUUCCUGGGGUCAGGAGGUUUCAUUGGCUACCUUCCCAACAUCAAAGAGCUGGUUUCUGAUUGGGCGGGUGAAGACAGUGACAGUGACCAGCUGUUCUUCACCAAGAUUUACAUCGAUCCAGCAAAAAAAAAAUCCAUAAAUAUCACUUUGGACAGCAAAUGCAGACUGUUCCAGAACCUGCACGGGGCCCUCGAUGAGGUGGUACUGAAAUUUGAGGACGGUAGAGUACGAGCCAGAAAUGUGCUAUAUGAUACCCUACCAGUCAUUGUCCAUGGGAAUGGACCAACCAAGCUGCAGAUCAACUACCUGGGUAACUACAUCCCCAACUCGUGGACAUUUGAGACCGGAUGCACAGUGUGUCGCGACGAUCUUCACCCCCUCACUGCUCUCAAGGAGAGCGAAUACCCCCUGGUGGCGAUUGGCAUCUUCAUCCAGCAGCCCACCCCCUUUGUCUCUGUGUUUUUCGAGCGCCUACUGAAAAUGCAGUAUCCUAAGAACAGGCUGAAACUCUUCAUUUUCAGCCAGGAACCCCAUCAUGAGCAACACGUCACCUCUUUCCUGCGGGAUCAUGGGAGCUUGUAUCGGGAUGUCCGGGUCCUGGGGCCUGAGGAGGAGAUGGAUGGAGCUGCCUCCCGCAACCUUGGCUUUGACAUGUGCCGCAAGGACGAGGACUGUGACUACUUCUUCAGUUUGGACAUCGAGGUGGUCUUAAAGAAUGAUAACGUACUCAAAAUCCUCAUCGAACAAAACCUUCCCAUUGUUGCGCCAAUGAUAACUCGAGUGGGUCGACUGUGGAGCAACUUCUGGGGAGCUCUCAGUGCAGACGGCUACUACGCCAGAUCUGAGGACUACGUGGACCUUGUUCAAGGAAGGAGAGAAGGUGUGUGGAACGUCCCGUAUGUGACUAACGUUUACCUGGUGAAGGCCAGUCUCCUGCGAACAGAGCUCACCGACUACGAGCUGUUCAACUCUCACAUCUUAGACCCUGACAUGGCAUUCUGCCACAACGUACGCAUCAAGGGAAUCUUCAUGUAUGUGACCAACAUGCACACAUUUGGUCGCAUCUUGUCGACAGAUAACUAUCAGACCAGCCACCUCCACAAUGAUCUGUGGCAGAUCUUUGAAAACCCACAGGACUGGGAGGACCGUUAUAUUCAUGAGAACUACUCGCUCAUUAUGAAAACCAACCUGAUGGAAACUCCGUGUCCUGAUGUCUACUGGUUCCCCGUGUUUUCUGAUAUUGCCUGUAACCACAUGGUUGAGGAGAUGGAGAACUUUGGUCAGUGGUCCGGAGGACGCAAUACGGACACCAGAAUUCAGGGUGGUUAUGAGAACGUCCCCACCAUUGACAUCCACAUGAAUCAAAUCAACUUUGAUAAGGAAUGGCGUAAAUUCUUACUGGAGUACAUCGCACCCAUAACAGAGAAAAUGUUUCCUGGCUAUUACACACAGGCUCAGUUUGACUUGGCCUUUGUAGUUAGAUAUAAGCCAGAUGAGCAGCCGUCUUUGAGGCCACACCAUGACGCCUCCACUUUCACUAUAAACCUUGCACUCAAUCAAAUGGGCCCUGAUUAUCAGGGUGGUGGAUGCAAGUUCCUCCGCUACAACUGCUCUGUCCAGGCCCCCCGUAAAGGCUGGGCCCUCAUGCACCCGGGCCGCCUCACCCACUACCACGAAGGCCUGCCGACCACUGGAGGCGUCCGCUACAUCGCAGUGUCCUUUGUGGAUCCCUGAAAUCCCAAAGGCGGCGACACCAGCACCGGCAAGUCCAGACCAGAGAGGACACACAUGGUCCAUCACAGCUGCUCUGUAUCCUCUGAUUUUUUUUCCAUUCAUUUCCUAGUUCUGUUGUACACCAUCUAUGACUUAAUGAUCAAACUGUCAGCAGCAGCCUUUCAGAGCUCAGAUAUAACCACUCUUCAUUCAAACCUUCAUAGACAACACAAGCUUUUAUGACCAGUGACCUGCAGAUGUCUGAAUGAGAGCAGAACCACAACACAAAUUCAGUGACUAAUCUACAAACACAUGAGUUCACACUAAGUCGAUUAAGCCUAUCCACUCCACACGACUCUCUCUGUGUUUCUCAGUAUAGCAGGUUUAGAUCUUAUGUCGCCCUGUGACACGCCAGUGCUGCACACCAGAAGCAAUUUGCUUUAUGUCGAGACAGAAAGAGGCAACAGCGGUAUUGCGUAAGUAAAGCAACACUGCGACAAACAGGUUGGAGUUUGACUGCGAACACAAAAGAAGAGGCCAAGACAAGUUUCAGAAGUUAAUUCUUCUGCUCGAAAACAACACGGUUGUUCAGUAGUUGAGAUGAGAUGGAUGCUUCUUAGUCCCGCCCACCCCUGCACUGCUGGUGAACACACACACACACACUCCCUCGGGCAGCAGGUAUGAUUGUAUUGCUUGAUAAAGGAGGCAGCAUAAAAAUAAGGUUUCAUUGUUUCCUUGUUUCUGUUCAUGGAAUUUAACCAGAGGCAGAAUAACAUAAAUGUACACACACAACCUGCAUGUGCAACAAACGAUUACAUUCAAAAAGUUACAUUACAUAUUUACUCAGUCACGUUAAUUUUAAUGCUCUGCUGCCCCCUACAUGUUUAAGAAAGUAGCUUUUUAUUUUAUUUUUUAUGUUCUUUUCUUUGCAGAUAAUGCACUACACAAUCAUAACAAUCCCUGUUAGGAGUGAAAAUGUCUUCCGGAAUAUGGAAUAUGGAAUUUACUGAAACUGAAAUGACCACAGAGAGAUUUAGGGGAUGAGGAAUAUUCCAGGGUGGGAGCUGAUGUGAAUCCAGUUUCUACUUGAGUCAUGACUGAAUUGUGUUGUGUGUCAUAUGAAAUAUAGGAAGAGAAGGCGUUUAAGAGCUGUCUGAGUCUGCAGCUUCACUCGACUGAUGUUUUUGGCCACAUCCGCACGGACACGGAACAAAAUAUAAACAAUCCUUUUUUUUCUGGGUCAUUUUGAGAAAGUUUCCUGGUUCAAGAAAUGUCCCCAUCCAGCUUUUCCCUACUCUGACCUGUUUUCAAACGAAACAAAAAAAAAAAUCUAUGCAGAUUCACCUACACUCAUUUCCAUGUGGACGGACCGUUAGUUACUUGCUCCACUGGGGCCCGUGACAACAGGCCAGUGUUAACUGCUGAGUCAUGUUUUUAUUGGAUUAACAGGUAACAAAGAUACAGAGCAGCUUUUUUUGGAUCAGUCUAAAGACUGGGUUUGGUCUUGGUCGUGUGGUGCCUCUCAGGAAAUCACCAAAAAUUCACUUCUUUACAUGAUUUUGUGAAAACUUGUGUCAUUUCACCAAGUUCACAAAGUGCCUUCAUCUAUUUCAGUUCACUUCUGUUGUGACUCUGUUGAACCGAGACACUCCAAUGCCUGUUACUUAUUUAUUACCUUUUGUUCUUAUGUAUUUGAUUUGCUAAAAACCAAAACUCCAUGUUUUUUAUAUUUGCAGUUUCACUGCCAUCUUGACAUUUCAUAUUGGAACCAGCGAUGACGUAUUUUUUUCCCUUCGUAUUCACUGAUUCUGAUACUCAAUCAGCAGAGCUUACAACAGCAUCAUAUUCACACUUGUCAUUUGUCUCCAUUAAUGUGCUAAACAGAAAAUAAAAGUGAAAAGCCAAGUGAAA
This is a messenger RNA of Solea solea (common sole), 4179 nucleotides long. It is a transcript of the gene plod1a, whose product is annotated as procollagen-lysine, 2-oxoglutarate 5-dioxygenase 1a. Gene Ontology annotation, cellular component: endoplasmic reticulum. Gene Ontology annotation, biological process: peptidyl-lysine hydroxylation. Bases 97 to 2289 code for a protein of 730 amino acids. The transcript is spliced from 19 exons. Lineage: Eukaryota; Metazoa; Chordata; Actinopteri; Pleuronectiformes; Soleidae. Gene Ontology annotation, molecular function: L-ascorbic acid binding; iron ion binding; procollagen-lysine 5-dioxygenase activity. The record is from RefSeq and is a predicted model, not a curated record.